This is a messenger RNA of Sinocyclocheilus rhinocerous, 1259 nucleotides long. Its product is annotated as plasminogen activator inhibitor 1-like. Gene Ontology annotation, biological process: negative regulation of vascular wound healing; negative regulation of plasminogen activation; negative regulation of endopeptidase activity. Gene Ontology annotation, molecular function: serine-type endopeptidase inhibitor activity. NCBI's taxonomy places the organism in Eukaryota, Metazoa, Chordata, Actinopteri, Cypriniformes, Cyprinidae. The annotation marks the transcript as partial. The transcript is spliced from 7 exons. The record is from RefSeq and is a predicted model, not a curated record.
CUGGCCAGUGAAGACGGGGUAGAAGUAGCCAGCGGUGUCAUGGUUGACCAGAAGAUAAUCCUGGAAAAGAUUUUUAGGUGCAGCCUGACCAAAGCCUUCCAGAGUGUCCCUCACCAAAUAGACUUCAGCCAACCAGAGAUGGCCCGGCAGGUGAUCAACUCCUGGACAUCUGACCACACUGGUGGAAUGAUUACUGACUUCCUCCCCUCUGGGGUGUUGAGUGAACUGACACGCUUGGUCCUGUUGAAUGCCCUCCACUUCCAUGGGGUCUGGAAGACACCGUUUGACCCUAAACUUACUAGGGAACAGCUAUUCCACAGAGUCAACGGCAGUGCUGUAUCUGUUCCUAUGAUGACUAUGACUUCAAAAUUCAACUGUGGUGAGUUUGUGACUGAAGACGGUGUGGACUACGAUGUCAUUGAGGUGCCUUAUGAGGGGGAGUCACUAAGUAUGCUUCUGGUGAUACCAUUUGAGAGGGAUGUGCCUCUUUUGGCCUUGAACAAAGAGCUGAGAAGCAGCAGGAUUCACCAAUGGAGAAAACAGAUGAGAAAGAUUAACAAACAACUUGCUAUUCCAAGGUUCUCCAUGGAUACAGAAAUUGAUCUGAAGUCCACACUGAGCAAGAUGGGUCUUGGAGACAUUUUCAGCCAGAGCAAAGCUGAUUUCUCUCGCAUUACCACUGAGGAACCUUUAUGUGUAUCCAAGGUCCUUCAGAGAGUAAAACUUGAGGUGAAUGAAGAAGGAACCAAAGGCUCAUCUGCCACAGCGGCUGUCAUCUACUCUCGCAUGGCUGUUGAGGAGAUCAAACUAGAUAGACCCUUCUAUUUCCUUAUUCAGCACAAACCCACUGGUGCGUUGUUGUUUAGCGGUCAAGUGAACCAGCCUCAGGAAUCCUAACAGACCGAGGUUGUACCUGAAGUAACCAUACAAACAGAAGGACCAAAGAAACUGCCAACAAGUCUGCACACAACAUACUACUGAAGUCAAGAGAUGCUUAUAGUUCUGUUUUAAAAUGAAAGGGGUGGGGGUGCCGAACUUUAAUAAGAAACGUAUAAAUGUUUAUUCAGUAUGUGUCCUCUGCUAUGGGGGAGGAAAGAUCUAUACUAUAAAAAGAAAGCAUUACUGUUUGAAACAUAUGUCUGAAACAAUCAGGGACAUUUAAUGAACAAAUUUACAGCCUCUGCAGACAGGUUCUACAUGCACUAAUAAUUUGAAGAGUGAAUUAAUUUGUAUGCUUGUUUAAUAUGCUUAUCUUUUUU